Molecule: messenger RNA, 1599 nt
Organism: Adineta steineri
Lineage: Eukaryota; Metazoa; Rotifera; Eurotatoria; Adinetida; Adinetidae
Source: the annotation of a GenBank genome assembly
AUGCCGAGUAUAGUAGAACGUGAUCAUUCCAAGAUGCGUUUCAAUGCAUCAUCAAUGAUAUUUGUUCGUUUUCUUCUUCAAAUUCUUGUUGUUUGGUGUAUCGUUUAUUUAAUCAAUCAUCUCUUUCUGCAUUUUCAAGCAACAAAACGACCAUAUAGUCGUCUUCUUCGAUCAUUAGGUUGUCAUGUAUCUAUAUUUAAUAUUGGAUUUUAUACAACUUCAUUUAAUCGUACUUUUUAUCGAAUUGGUACAAGUAAUGCUCGUUUAUGGAAAAUUUGGUUUACUGUAGGAAUUCUUGUUGCAUUUGGAACAGCUGUAACAGCUUGUGUUACUUUAUUUAUUCUACCCAUUAAAUAUAUAUAUGAAUUACAAAGACGAGCUCCAUCAUCUAUAGAUUUAGGAAUCAACACCAAUGGUGUUAGUCAAUCAUUGACACAAAAUAAUCGAAAUGAUGCAACGGUUGAUGAUCGUGAUAAAUUAUUAAUUCAACCUAUAAUUCCUGGUAUUAAUGUACCAUUAGAACAUAUCCCACAUUUCUUCGUUGCAUUACUUUUAUGUACUAUAUUUCAUGAAUUUGGUCAUGCUGUAGCAGCAUCAGCUGAACAAAUUCGUGUAAAUGGUUGUGGAUAUUUUUUAUUUCUUCUUUAUCCGGGUGCUUAUGUUGAUUUACAUCAAGAACAGUUACAAAUGAUUUCAGCUGUGAGACAAUUGAGAAUUUAUUGUGCCGGUGUUUUUCAUAAUAUGGUUCUAGUUGUUAUUGCUUUGAUAUUUCUUGUUUUCAAUCCGAUUUUUCUUCGAUAUUUUUAUACUGAAGGUGCAACUGUAUAUCGUGUAGCAAAAGAUUCACCAAUACGUGAUCUGCUACCUAUUUAUUCGAUAAUUCAAUCAAUUGAUGCAUGUACCGUUAAUACAUCUGAUGAUUGGUAUCAAUGUUUACGUUCAAUUAAUGACCAACAUCCACAACAAAGUAGUGGAUAUUGUUUAACACAAACUGAAAUACAAACUCAUUCGAGUCAUAUUGAAUUGAAUCAAACAACUCAUUAUGAUUGUUGUCAAAAUUUAUCACAAAAAAAUUAUUGUUUUCUUUAUCAUUCAAAACAAUAUCCUGAUCAAAAUGGUGCAUGUAUGGAAGCUCGUAUUGUAACUAAACAUCCACCCUGUUUUCUCAAUAGUGAUUGUCAUAGUUAUAACAAUGAUGCUUCAUGUAUUCAUCCAUUUUCAGCUGAUAAUAUUACACGUUUAAUACGUAUUGCUCAUAGUAAUGGUCCCCCGAUACUUUUUGUUGGUUCAAUUCAUGAAAUAUAUCGAACAAUUGGUAUUCAAUCUUAUAAACCAAACUAUAUUUAUUUACCAACAAUUCUUAUUCAUGACAUUCCAUUAUUUUUUCAAUAUCUCGGUGCAUUUUCGUUUGCAUUGGCAUUUUUUAAUGCAGUACCAUGUUACGCAUUAGAUGGUCAAUAUAUUCUUUCUUCAUUUGUUGAAUAUCUAUCUCCAACUUUAUUUAAACGUCGUCGUGCCAGUAUUUUACUCGGUUUAAUUUUUGGCACUUGUCUUCUGAUUAUUAAUGUUUCACUUGCUUUUGCUCGUUAUUUUCUUUAA